UCUAGAACCCAAAUUGUAAACACUUUUAGCAGAAAUGAGUGAGAAAUCAAUCCCCGUUGAAGACUUGUCACAGAAGGAAAACGCCAAUUGAGAAUCCAAGGGGCCUUCCGCUCUGGAUGAAAAGGUCAAACUACCCACUAUAAAAGAAAUAUUAAGGAUCCUUGAUUUACAUAAUUAUGAAGCAGAAGAUAAUAUGAUUUGCCACCAAAUGACAAAGAUUCAGAAAAUGAUUAUUUUGCGCAUAGAAGCUCUGGAGAAAGAGAAAAAUGAGAUUAGUGCGGAGCUAAAUCAAAUCAAUCAAUUAAUAAGUGAUCCAAGAAGCUGUUUUGAGUUCAUGAAAGAGUUCAAAGAGGAAAAAGGAUUAAAGAAGUUUGAUCGGGUAGGAAAUAUGAGAUAUCAGUAUAUUUUGGAUGUUGAGAAAAGCGCUAAUGAAAAAUCUCUUAAAGUCAACAGUAUUUUAAAGAAGACUCUGGGCUUUGCUGGCCCAGGCUUCCCUGAAUACAAGGGAGGAGAGGGUGAAAGUCUGCCAGCGGAGAUGAAUCUGGAUGAUUUAGGGAAACUUGAGAAUCAAGAAGUUAAAGAAGAUGCAAUUUUUCUACAAUCCAAUCAAUCACCUAAUCAACAACAGAUGAUGAACCAACAACAGAUGAUGAUUCGCCAGCCAAUGAUAGACCAUCAAACAACGAUUGACAAACAGUCAACUAUGGACCACCAGUCAAUGAUGAGUCAUCAUCCAAUGAUGAAUCAACAACUGGCAAUGGGUCAAACACAACAUAUGCUAGAACAACAGAAACAAAUGAUAGAUCAGAAUCAGCAAAUGAUGAGCCCACAUCAAUUGUGGAACCAACAGAAUCUAUUGAAUUUUCAAGGAGACAAUGUGCAAAUACAAAAUUGGGAUUUAAUUCCUUCACAGGAGACUAUAUUGAACACUCCUGUUGCUACUCAGUCUUCUAACCCUGCUCUCCCAGCUCAUAUGAUUGCCGAACAAUAUGUUCCUGGUAAUAAUUUGCAUGAGAAUCCUUAUGAAGUUACUCCUGAGAUGCUUCCUGAAAAUUUACUAGGAGCACAGACACCAACCGAGUCACCAUCUCUUACCAAGCAAAGUGAGUACCAAACGACAGAGCCUAAUGAAGAUCAGGACAAGGAUGUUCAUAUGAGCACUACUCCUGACCAGUGGCAAAGAAAACUUGAUGACCCAAAAAUUCCCUCAGAAGGUUUCCAAGCUCGCACGCCAGAACCGCGUAUAUGUGACAUUGAUCAGAUCGAUAAAGCUGGAUCUUACUCAAAGAAAUCUGUCAAUCCUUUUCCUUCUGAAUUCUCAAAUGAGGGUUAUUUAGGAGAGGAAUAUAAAAAUAUCGAAGGUAGACGGAUGACUAGAAGGGACCAACCAGCAGUAUCAGCUAAUUUUGCACGCAGAAAAAUGACAUUGAUAGAUAUAUCUGCACAGAGAAGAAAAGAAUAUUUGGAGAAGAAGAAAAGAGAAAGUGACGAGAAAGACAGUGCAAAGACUCCUCCAAAUUAUUCUUAUCAACAGCCAUCUACCCAUACAAGUUCUGGUAUGGAUCAGACUACAGAAUAUCAUACAAUGAGCGAGUAUUAUCCAAAUCAUCAGUUUCAACAAAUGAAUCAUCAUAAAGCAUCAAUGAUGAUUCCUCAAAUGAAUGCGGCCGGAGAGAUGAAUCAUCCCUCUUUUCAUCAUCUGCCCAAUGGUAUGGAUAUGAAUAGCUAUUUUCAGAUGAUGGGUCAAUAUGCUAUGCCUCCUCCAGAUCUACCACAAUCCCAUAUGAUGCAGAAUCAUUUCCAACAUUAUCCUGGGAAACAAGAUGGUUCUCCGCAUGUCCCUCAAAAUAUGAUGUUUGCAACUCCUCAAAAAGGAAAGAGCAUGCAUAUGUACUCUAGAGCUCCUUCUGCAAGUUCUGCUUCAGGCUCUGCAACUCCAAUGCGUACUCCUGGAUAUCAGUCAACACCAACUUCUAGUAACUACAAUGCUCAAUCAAUGGGGACUAUAGAUGGUAAAAGUUCUGCCUCCACUAAAUUCAAGCAGUAA
Messenger RNA from Moneuplotes crassus, 2047 nucleotides. NCBI's taxonomy places the organism in Eukaryota, Ciliophora, Spirotrichea, Euplotida, Euplotidae. The record is from the annotation of a GenBank genome assembly.